AAUAAGAGUAAGGUCUUCGUGGCACGUAAUUGAAAAGUCUUGCGCAACAACUUAGACGAAGCUAACUAACUAGCAGUAGCAAGUAACAACCUCCCUCAGACCAGAUAUCUAAUUGGCUGACUCUCGAUCGUAGUAGCUUAAUAAUUUAUCGUACUAGUAUAUCAAAAUUAAUUAAAAGCUGACUAAGUCCGAGUCGACGAACUGACCUGACAGAUUAAUAUUGUUGAAUCAGUUGUCCGGCUGGCUGGACUGCCUCUCUUUCUUCCCCACACCCACACCCACAGCCACACGUUAAUUAAACCGACUUAUUAGAACUUAACUACAACAACGUACGUCACCACCACCAUCAUCAUCAUCAUCAUCGUCGUGUUGUUUUGUACUAGAACCCGAACGAUCGAGUUCAAGUAUCAAACAGGGGGGUUUUUAUUAAUUAAGCAAGCUCUGCCACAGUUCAGCUCCUGCCUGCCGACACAGACAGACGGAUCACAUACUAUUUCAUUCCUAGUACAUAAUAAUACACCAUGACACGACCUCACACCAGCAUCAAUAAUCCUUCUCUUUCUCCUCCUCCAAAUCCAAAUCGGUUAUUGUUGUUGCUGCUGCUGCUCACAGUGCUCUCAGAUAUCUCCACUGAUCAGCCAAUCAUCAAGCCUGCCUCGGCCCACUUCUUCCCCAACAUCUCCUCCAUCCCUCCCUCCCUGAUCCCCAAGCCCAACUCUUCCAUCUGGGACGCCUUCAAUGGCCUCGCCGGCUGCCGCAAAGGCCUUCAAACCCCGGGCCUAUCCACCCUCAAGAAAUACUUCCAGCGCUUCGGUUACCUCAACAGCUCCGGCGAUCACGAUUUCUCCGACGAAUUUGACGACUUCCUCGAAUCCGCGGUCAAGAGCUACCAGCUCAAUUUCAACCUCGACGCCACCGGCGAACUCGACCCCCCCACGCUGCGGCACAUCGUGCUCCCCCGCUGCGGCAAUCCGGACGUCGUCAACGGCACCUCCACGAUGAUGCGCAGGCACAACGCCGGCACCGCUGCUGGCCUCGGCACAGUGGCGCACUACUCCUUCUUCCCGAAUCGCCCGCGGUGGCCCAGGAGAAGAAGCCGCCUCACCUACUCCUUCGACAACGAGCUCUCCGACAGGGUCCGGGGCGUGUUCCAGCGCGCCUUCGAGCGGUGGUCGGAGGUGACGCCGCUGACGUUCGUGGAGGCGGGCGGCGGCCGCACCGACAUAAGGAUUGGGUUCUUCAGCGGGGAGCACGGCGACGGGGAGCCGUUCGACGGCGUGCUGGGGACGCUGGCGCACGCCUUCUCCCCGCCGGCGGGGGUAUUCCACUUGGACGGCGACGAGAAUUGGGUGGUGGACGGCGGCGAUCUCCGGAAUAGCCCGGCGGGAGUGGACCUGGAGUCGGUGGCGGUGCACGAGAUCGGGCAUCUGCUGGGGCUGGGGCACAGCUCGGCGGAGGAGGCGAUCAUGUACCCGUCCAUCACGUCGGGCACCCGCAAGGUGGAGCUGGCGGGCGACGACAUCGCGGGCAUCCAGCAGCUGUACGGCUCCAACCCUAAUUACGUCGCCCCGGGGGCUCCGGGCGUGACCCCGACCGGCCAGUCGGACUCGGAUACGGGUGGCGGGGCCCACCAGCUGCAGCGGGGCCCUGGACUGGCGCUGCUGCUGCUUCUCGGAUUCCUGUCGUCGUCGUUGCUGUUGUUAUGAUAUUUAUUAUAUAUAGGAUCAUGAUUACAGGCAGGGGCAGGCAUACGCACAUUACAUACAUUCUCGUAUCGUGUAUACUUAUUUGUUACUCCUUAUUUUUUAUUGAAUUCAUUGCGUUCUUAUA
This is a messenger RNA of Andrographis paniculata, 1830 nucleotides long. Its product is annotated as metalloendoproteinase 5-MMP-like. The record is from RefSeq and is a predicted model, not a curated record. The transcript has a single exon. Gene Ontology annotation, cellular component: extracellular matrix. Bases 522 to 1706 code for a protein of 394 amino acids. Gene Ontology annotation, molecular function: zinc ion binding; metalloendopeptidase activity. Gene Ontology annotation, biological process: proteolysis; collagen catabolic process; extracellular matrix organization. Lineage: Eukaryota; Viridiplantae; Streptophyta; Magnoliopsida; Lamiales; Acanthaceae.